UUUCGACAGAGAGGGGGAGGAUAGAGCUGAGGUCUGUGGCAUCUCCCGGUAGUAGGCUAUAUCUACCAGGUCUUGAACACUACAGGGUCCAACAGAGGGGGACAAAAUAAUAGAAAGAAAAGGGCUUCCGUCGUAGGAAGAAGGAAUCUCCACUCGUUUUAUGCCUGGUACCAUUACCGGAGAAGGACACACGCCGGUUUAGUGUUUUACCGAUACGGAUUAAUAACCCGCCAGACGGAUGUUCGCGAGGAGGGGCGGUGCACUCUGAAGUUAGAGACUACUGCCUACCGAGAGAAGUGCUUGUUCCCCCGUGAAGGUUCGCGCCCCCCAGCCACAGCAUGAAGCUGCCGCCGUGUCUGAUGACGAUCCUCGCGGCGCUGCUCGCUCACUCCGCGCUGGGUCAAACCUGGGUUCCGUCUAUAGAAUUAGAAGGUUCUUCUGGAGAUGAUGAGUUCUAUGACGACGAAGACCUCUUCUCAGGCUCUGGAUCUGGCUUUCCAGAGAUGAAGGUCAACCCUACAGCGGUGGGUGUGUCUUUCAGCACUGAGGAGCCCCUUCCCCUUUCCACCACCCAGGCUACUGGCCCCGCCCCCUCAGCCCCACCUGCAGCCGAGCCCAAUCCCAACCCCGACGCUCUCCCCACCCCACUACCCACUGAGGGAGAGGGGGAGAGUGGGAUAGAGUGGGAGAGAGGGAGGGAGAGAGAGAGGGAGCGGGAAAGAGAGAGAGUAAGGGAGAUGGAGCGGGAGAGAGAACGAGAGCGGGAGAGGGAUAGAGAGAGGGAGAGAGAAAAGGAGAGGGAGAGAGAAAGAGAGAGAGAGAGGCAACGGGAAAUAGAGAGGGAACGAGAAAGAGAACGUGAAAGAGCGAGAGCCGCCCAGACCACCAUCUCACCCCGUGGCCCGGCGGCUGUUCCCAUGGCGACCACCAGCACAGCGACACCUCUGGUGGAGAGUGUAGCACCCUCUAGUGGCGUGCAGGACCUGGUCACCACAGAAGAAGAGGAGGAGGAUGUCUACCUGUCCCCAGACCCCACCACCAGUAUGCCUAUGGAGACCACCACGGAAGAAGAAGAAGAAGAAGAAGAAGAAGAAGAAGAAGUGACCACUACAGAUACAGAGACCACACCCCUCCCAAAGACAACAGCUCCACCCACUACGAUUGGCCCAGCCCUAACUGAGAGGUCUAGCUCUGCCCCCUUUAGGCCCAGUGUUCUGGUGACCACGCCUAUUAAAGCCGCACCCACAGAGAGGAGCACACGCCCACAGCAGCCUUCUACGACAAUGAAUAAUGAAUUAGGGGUUAAUGGACCCAGCGGAGACUUUGAGAUCCGGGAGGAGGACCGUCGCCAGGGCAACGAGGUUGUUGGUCGUGGCCUUGGCAUGGAGACUGGGGCAGAACCUGAUCUGAUUGGCAACACAAUUAACACAGGAAGUUCUGCUGCUCAACUUCCUCAGAAGAACAUCUUGGAGAGGAAGGAGGUCCUGAUAGCGGUGAUAGUGGGGGGCGUGGUGGGGGCCCUGUUUGCAGCGUUCCUCGUCAUGCUGCUGGUGUACAGGAUGAAGAAGAAAGAUGAAGGCAGCUACACACUGGAGGAACCCAAGCAAGCCACCGUCACCUACCAGAAAGCUGACAAACAGGAGGAGUUCUACGCAUAACACACACACACAGAGAGAUGCUUAUCACUCCAGCUCCCUUCCCGUCCUGUCGCUUCACAUCUCCUUCCCAUCCUUCUCCCGUAUCUUCCUCCCUCUCUUCUCUCCUAUGUUCCUGUCCUCCAUGUCAGUUGUUACUGAGAGUGCCCGUCUCUCCACAGACUCAAACAUUUCUUUAAAAAAUAUAAAUACACUUUUUAAAAAAAUAACAAAAUAAAUAUAUCAGCUGGAAAAAAAUAUAUAAAAAUGUGAUACACAAUAUUAUUUUUUUUUUAAGUAAAUGUUGUUAUUGAUAUUAUAUGAUUAUUGUUCUGAUGAUGUAAUGAACUGAUUAUUUUGUAAAAACACAAGCUCUUAUCCGGUGUUCUAGCACAAUACUCUAGUGUCUGUUCCACGGAGCGAAUGAGCCAAGUGAAAGAGGGAUGGGGGAGAAGAAGGGACAGAGACAAACAGAGGAGGAAAGAGAGUGUCAUCUGAUUGGCCACACAGACACUGGGGUCAAAGGUUAGAGGAAAGGUCUCUAUUGUAGUGCCUUCCAUUGCCCUGGUGCUCUCUCUCACUCAUACACACACACACACAUGGCUUGGACCCCUCUCUCUGUGCUUGGCCAAUCAGAGUAGGGGAACCCUCCCACAACGCUCUGACAACCUCAGGACAACGUUGUGGCAGCAUUCACUGGUAGUUAGCAAGGGAUUCUAACCAGGGAUAUAGUGUUAAAUAAAAUGGUGGGUAAACAAACCGCUGGGGUAACAUAAACAUUAGCUAAUGCUAACAACGCUACCUGAUGGUAGUAGUUGUGUAAACACUGUUCACCAUGUGAAGGGGUGUUUAAACAACAGAUUAUGAGUGUUUCCCUCCUCAACAUCCCUGGGUUGUAUUCAUUAGGCACCAAACAAAGAAAACGGACUGAAACAGAGAGGACUACCUGGUCCAAUAAGAAAUGCACAUUUCCGUAUUCCAUUGCAAAAUGUUUUACAACGUUUUCCGUUGUGUGUCAAUGAAUACGACCCUGGUGCUGAAUGCUAACACAGGGCUAGCGGCUAGCUGUCUGGUUUGCUCCUUUACGCUGUACAAAGGUGAUUAGUUCUAUGGAUAGUAAUAAUAACCAAUAAUAUAUCAAUGUUCUGGACUGGUUGGUAAAUAAUAGUAAUUAUGAAAAUAAUACUCGAAUGAACGAAAGGAUGUGUAUUUAGCGGUUUCAAAAGUUUAUAUGUAAAUAUCAUUGGUUGAAAUACUUUUUCUGUCGUUGCCACUAACCAGUCGCAUGAUCACCAUUUCUAUAUCACGUCAAUCUGUGGAGCUGUGCUCUCAACACACACACCACACACACUCACAAGUACGCACUCACACACUUAAGCAAAUAUACACACGCCGUACAUGCAAGCAUGCGCUCACAAGCUCAAACACACACACACAAAUAUAUCACUUGCGCUUCAUUGACUAAAUAUAUAUAUAUAUAAAUCAUAUCACUCACUCAACAUAUUAUCAUUAUCCUCAUCACACAAGCUGGUUUCAGUACAUUAUUAAUAAGUGACUGAUCAGUUGCUGGUUGGUUAGAGUUUGGUCCGUUGUGUAAAGGCACCAGCAUGUAUCCAUCCAAUCCCCUGCAUGCUCUUUCUUUCUCUUCUACCAUUGGCUGUCUAUUUGGGGGUGGGCUGGUCUUUGGGACUGUGAGGGAGGGGCUUACGAUGCUGAAAGUGGCUCUUCAAGUAGAAGUUGUCCAUCAGUAGGUGUGGGGACAGGAGUUGAAGUGGGGGCUGUGGGUAGGUGUGGGGACAGGAGUUGAAGUGGGGGCUGUGGGUAGGGGUGGGGACAGGAGUUGAAGUGGGGGCUGUGGGUAGGGGUGGGGACAGGAGUUGAAGUGGGGGCUGUGGGUAGGGGUGGAGACAGGAGUUGAAGUGGGGGCUGUGGGUAGGGGUGGAGACAGGAGUUGAAGUGGGGGCAGUGGGUAGGGGUGGGGACAGGAGUUGAAGUGGGGGCUGUGGGUAGGGGUGGGGACAGGAGUUGAAGUGGGGGCUGUGGGUAGGGGUGGGGACAGGAGUUGAAGUGGGGGCAGUGGGUAGGGGUGGGGACAGGAGUUGAAGUGGGGGCUGUGGGUAGGGGUGGGGACAGGAGUUGAAGUGGGGGCUGUGGGUAGGUGUGGGGACAGGAGUUGAAGUGGGGGCUGUGGGUAGGUGUGGGGACAGGAGUUGAAGUGGGGGCUGUGGGUAGGGGUGGGGACAGGAGUUGAGUUGGAGGCUGUGCUUUCUAAGAUUGUAACAAUAACCAACACACCAGUACGACUGGACUAGUAGCUUCUAAUAUAUUCAGUACUGUAGAACAACUGCAUGGGAGUCAAACUAUACUAGUCUCGUGUGUGUGUGUGUGUGUGUGUGUGUGUGUGUGUGUGUGUGUGUGUGUGUGUGUGUGUGUGUUUGUGUGUGUGUGUGUUCUGAGAGGAAUGUACUGUGGGCAGGUGUGUAUUUUACCUGCUCCAGCAGUUCUGACGCUCUUCCAUAGUCAGGUAGUCACACCUGUACCCCUGUGUGUGUGUGUGUGUGUGUGUGUGUGUGUGUGUGUGUGUGUGUGUGUGUGUGUGUGUGUGUGUGUGUGUGUACGCCUCAACUGCUUUGCCCCCUCUUUUUUUUAAGCAGUGAACGCCUCACUCUUAUUUCACAUCAGACUCGUGUGUGUGUGUGUGUGUGUGUGUGUGUGUGUGUGUGUGUGUGUGUGUGUGUGUAGGUCUCACCUGUUCACUGCUGAAUGUGGGGCUAGUCUGCUUUUUCACACACAAUCUGUCACUCACGGUCUGUUUGUCUGUAGCAGGACUGACUGACGUCACACAUCACAGACAGAACUGACCUGAACUGUCUUUUCUAAACUUACCUUCCAACUGUUAACAUGUGUUUGUACCCAUAUAAGUCUGCAUAGCCAAAUAAUAGAGAGAGAGAGAGUGUGAGUGUGAGUGUGUGUGUGUGUGUGUGUGUGUGUGUGUGUGUGUGUGUGUGUGUGUGUGUGUGUGUGUGUGUGUGUGCCAAGUUGGUGGAAGGCCACACCACACUGUGUUUUCUGUUACCCAUCCUGUUUUUAUACAUUUGCAUUUUUUAAGGCUGUUUCUGUCAUUGGCUGCUGAGCGCCGGGAGGCGGACCUCUGCGCCACGGCCCUGCCACUAAUUUGCCACUCUGUUCCAAAUAAAAGACCUCAUUGGUUAACA
Messenger RNA from Oncorhynchus masou masou (cherry salmon), 4849 nucleotides. It is a transcript of the gene sdc3, whose product is annotated as syndecan 3. NCBI's taxonomy places the organism in Eukaryota, Metazoa, Chordata, Actinopteri, Salmoniformes, Salmonidae. Bases 339 to 1658 code for a protein of 439 amino acids. The record is from RefSeq and is a predicted model, not a curated record. The transcript has 5 exons. Gene Ontology annotation, biological process: cell migration. Gene Ontology annotation, cellular component: cell surface; membrane.